AUGGCUCUUCCUCUGUACGUGCACAAGGGUGAGGUCAUGGAGUGUUACAUAAUUGCCAUUUUGUGCAAUGGGCGGCGCACGUCGGUUCGCGGAUGUCGCAGUAGCAGUAGCAAGAGCCUCGAGCGGUCGGGCAGCGAUUGCAGUGGAGUUGAAGGGGGACGCCCAAUGUACGUGGGUCCGCCCGAGUUUGUGUCGAUGGCGGCGCUGUGGUGA
Molecule: messenger RNA, 213 nt
Organism: Chondrus crispus (carragheen)
Lineage: Eukaryota; Rhodophyta; Florideophyceae; Gigartinales; Gigartinaceae
Exons: 1
Coding region: 1-213 (70 amino acids)
Source: RefSeq, a predicted model, not a curated record